Molecule: messenger RNA, 6326 nt
Organism: Schistocerca serialis cubense
Lineage: Eukaryota; Metazoa; Arthropoda; Insecta; Orthoptera; Acrididae
Product: neurexin-1
Exons: 24
Coding region: 32-4543 (1503 amino acids)
Source: RefSeq, a predicted model, not a curated record
GAGCUAGCUGGUAGGCAGGGCCGGGCCAGGCAUGCGGCGGGCGCUGGCGGCGUGGUGCGUGGCGGCGGCGCUGUGGGCGGCGGCGCGCGCCUUCGUGCUCGAGGGCUCGCAGACGUCGUACGCGCAGUUCCGCAAGUGGAACGCCGGCCUCAACGGCACGCUCGAGCUCGAGUUCAAGACGGACCAGCCGAACGGCCUGCUGCUGUACACGGACGACGGCGGCACCUACGACUUCUUCGAGAUCAAGCUGGUGGAGGGCGCGCUGCGGCUGCGCUACAACCUGGGCGGCGGCGCGCAGAUCCUGACGGUGGGCCGCGACCUCAACGACGGCCACUGGCACAAGGUGGCGGUGCGCCGCAGCGGAGAGCUCACCUCGCUCACCGUGGACGGCGCGACGCAGGCGCGCGCCUCGCGCGGCUCCGACUUCCGCUUCGGCUCGCUCGAGUCCAACUCGGACGUCUUCAUCGGCGGCAUGCCCGCCUGGUACAGCUCCAAGCUGACGCUGCUCGCGCUGCCCAGCGUCAUCUUCGAGCCGCGCUUCGGCGGGGCCGUGCGCAACCUCGUGUACGCCGACGAGGAGGCGACGGCGCCGCGCCGCCAGGAGAUGAAGAUGAAGGACUUCAAGUGCGGCGGCUUCCACUGCGCAGGCGCGCCGGGCCGCUCGGCCAGGGGCAUCCGCGGGAACCUGACGGACGCGUGCGAGGACCACGACCCGUGCCAGCACGGCGGCAUCUGCAUCUCCACCGACAGCGGCCCCAUCUGCGAGUGCCGCAACGUCGACUUCGAGGGCAUCUUCUGCGAGAAAGACAAGGCGCCGUCCGAGGCGACGUUCCGGGGCGCCGAGUUCCUCUCGUACGACCUGAGCCGCACCGGCGGCGAGCCCAUCGUCAGCAACCAGGACGCCAUCUCGCUCGUCUUCAAGACGCGCCAGCCCAGCGGGCUGCUCUUCUACACAGGCGACAAGGGCGACUUCAUGAACGUGGCGCUGAAGGACGGCGGCGUGGUGCUGGCCAUGAGCCUGGGCAACGGCCGCACCGAGCUGGCCAUCAAGCCGCGCCGCGUGCGCUUCGACGACAACCAGUGGCACAAGCUGACCGUGCACCGCAAGAUGCAGGAGAUUUCAUCAGGCACUAGCUUCUGCAGGGUGACGGCGGUCGUGGACGGCGUGUACGCCGAGAACGCCUACCUGGCCGUCACCAACACCAUGCUGUCCUCGAGCCGCGUCUACGUGGGCGGCAGCUACAACACGCACGCGCUGCCGGGCUCCAAGGUGCGCUACAACUUCGUCGGCUGUCUCAGGAAGGUGGAGUUCACGGCGGACACGCUCAAGCUGAACCUGAUCGACCUGGGCCGGCGCGACAGCAAGCUCAUCGCCGUGGUCGGCCACGUCGACUUCAUGUGCCAGGAGGUCGAAGCCGCCGACCCGGUCACCUUCACCACCAGCGACUCCAACCUCGUGCUGCCCUCGCUGGAGUCGUCGCGGUCCAGCUCCAUCUCGUUCAAGAUCCGCACCAACGAGCCCAACGGCCUCAUCUUGUACAGCAGCGGGGCCAGCGCGCCGCACGCGGACUACCUGGCGUUCGAGCUGCUGAGCGGCCACCUGUACCUGCACCUGGACCUGGGCUCCGGGGCGGCGCGCGUCAAGGCGACGACCCGCCGCGUCGACGACGGCGCCUGGCACGAGGCGACGCUCAAGCGCUCCGGGCUCGAGGGCCGCGUCACCGUCGACGGCACCGCCUCCGACUUCACCACGCCAGGCGAGUCGCAGCAGCUGGACCUGGAGGGCCCGCUGUACGUGGGCGGGCUGGGCCCGGCGACGGCGGCCGUGCCGGUGCCGGCGGCGCUGUGGACCGGCGCGCUGCGCCGCGGCUUCGUGGGCUGCCUGCGCGACCUGGUGCUCAACGGCAACGCCGUCGACGUCGCCGGCUACGCGCGACACCAGGACUCCGGCGCCAUCCGCCCGUCGUGCCACGCGCAGGAGGCGCAGUGCAGCUCGCAGCCGUGCCUGCACGGCGGCGCCUGCUCCGAGGGCUGGAACCGCUUCAUCUGCGACUGCUCGGCCACCAGCUUCACGGGGCCCACCUGCGGCAAAGAGGCGACGACGCUGACGUUCAACGGCAGCCAGCUGGUGACGCUGACGGCGGCGGGCGAGGAGUGGCGCUGGCAGACGGAGGAGGUGUCGCUGCGCUUCCAGACGGCGCGCCCGCUCGGCCUGCUGCUGGCCACGGCCGCCGACAACUCGCACGACCGCCUCGAGCUCAGCCUGAUGGCCGGCCGGCUGCGGCUCGCGCUGCGCGUCGCCGACCGCGAGAAGGUGGUGGUGGCCGGCCAGGGCCUCAACGACAACCAGUGGCACACGGUGCGCUACUCGCGCCGCGCCACCAGCCUCAAGCUGCAGGUGGACGACGACGCGCCCAUCAGAGCGGAGGCGGCGCCGGGGCGCGGAGCGGUGCUAGAGGUGCGCGCCGUGCAUGUGGGGGCGGUGGCGGCGGCCAGCCCCCUGGCGGCGGCCGAGGAGGCGGCGGCCGGGGGCGGCGGCGGGGGCGGCGGCCCGGCGGGCUUCGUGGGCGCCAUGCAGCAGCUGUCGGUGAACGGCCGGCCCUACUUCGAGGUGGCGCGGGCGGCGGGCGGCGCCGUCGCCGCCCCCGGCUCGCACAGCCCCCGCAUACGCGUGACCGCCGCCUUCGGCAAGCGCGACCCGCAGCUCGUGCACAACCCCGUCACCUUCCGCUCCAAGCACACCUUCGUCGGCCUGCCCGUGCUCAAGGCCUACUCCGCCACCAACAUCUACUUCCAGUUGAAGACGCGCGAGGCGAACGGGCUGAUCCUGUACAACGGCGGGCGCGGCCACGACUUCGUGGCGGUGGAGCUGGUCAGCGGCCACCUGCACUACGUGUUCAACCUGGGCGACGGCGCGGUGCGCGUGCGCGACAACGCGCGCGCCCCGCUCAACGACAACCACUGGCACGCGGUCACCAUCGGCAGGCCGAGCGCGCGCCAGCACACGCUCAUGGUCGACGACAGCUUCGCCAUCGUGACCAGCCUCGGCACCAACGAGAACCUCGACCUCGCCGGCAUCCUCUACCUCGGUGGUGUCCGAAAGGAUAUGUAUGGGAGUCUUCCAAAGCAAGUAACAUCAAAACAAGGCUUCCAAGGAUGCCUGGCUAGUUUGGACCUAAAUGGAGAGUCACCAAGUCUCCUGCUUGAUGCUGUAGUGCCAAGUACUCAAGUUGCAUUAGGCUGUGAAGGUUCCAGCAAGUGCAGUCACAAUGUAUGUGCCAACAGAGGAGUAUGCGUGCAGCAGUGGAACUUUUAUGCAUGUGACUGUGAUAUGACAUCCUAUACAGGACCCACGUGUUCAGAUGAAUCUGUAGCUUUUGAGUGGGGACCAGAUCGAGGACUUCUGACAUUCCAAUACCCUGAAGGCCACAGACCCGAAAUGAAGAGUGAUGUGUUGGCUCUGGGGUUUAUCACAGGCCAGGAGGAUGCAGUGCUACUACGUGUGGAUAGUGGAACAUCCAAUGACUACAUGGAGCUCGAAAUUGUUGAGGGAAACAUAUUUAUGGUCUACAACAUGGGGACAAAUGAUCAUCCCAUUGGUGAAAUUGGAGUGAAAGUGAAUGACAAUCAGUACCAUGUGGUCCGAUUCACAAGGUCAGGAGCUAACUCAACAAUUCAAGUUGAUGAUUACAACAUUCAGACUAACCAUCCAGCCGGACAUCAACUAACAGUGUUCAACAGUCAAUCAAAAGUGCAAGUUGGGGGGAAAUGGAAUAAUUAUACUAAAAGGAUUGAGCGGCCAUUCUCUGGAGUGAUGGCAGGAAUAGUUUUCAAUGGCUUGCGCAUUCUGGACCUGGCAGCAGAAGGAGACGUGCGUACUACACUACGGGGAGACGUACGGCAGCUCACUGGGGGCCUACAUGAACGAAUGCGAGAAAAUCCACUCCUCCAACGUAUGCAGCAGACACCAGCAUCUGGACAUCCUGGAGUGAUGGAUGACCUUGUGUUCUCUGGUGCUGGGUCCGGAUGUAAUGCUGACGAUGAGGAUGAGUGCGAGCAAGUGUUUGAUCAUGGUUCAGGAGAUGACCUCAUCACGCCAGUGUAUGUGCCGCCCACCCGACCCCCCACCACCGUGACCCCCAAGUCACAGCAGAACGGCCGAGGACUAGCGACGGAAACGCCGGCAGCAAACGACGUGGACAACCUGACAGGCAGCACGUCCAGCCCCGAUCCCCACUCAAAGCCCCAACCUGAUGCAGGAUCAGCCAUCUCUCGAGCUGCUGAGAAUACGAUGGUCAUCAUUGCGUCGAUUGUUGGUUUGCUCGUCUUGCUCUGUCUGCUGCUGCUGCUCAUCCUCAGAAUUAAGGGACACAACAGCCACUCAGAUGGAAAAUAUGUGGUCAGGCAAAGUGACAGUUUCCACAAAUCCACAGGACCCAAUGCUGCUCUUCUGGCAGCAGCAGAAGUAGGAGAGCAGUAUCCAGAAAGUGUUAUUAACAUAAAAGACAAGGACAAAGAUGGGUUUAAGGAGUGGUACGUCUGAAAAUGUAACAGAGUGCCUCGAUUUGUAACCUACAUGAAAAUUUCUUCCAAAGACGAAUGGUUUUGAAGUGAAUAAAAUUUCAAACUUCAUUUUAGAAUCAAUUUGCUAUUACAUGCUGUGGCAACAUAUGCUGCAGGCCACAAAAAAUAUAAAUGGUGCUACAAGAAAUGAACUGUGAUGACAAGACAUAUAUUUUGCAUUAAUCAGAUAAAAUAAUAAGUUAUCAUUUAUACUUUGUAUUUGCAAAGCAUGAAGAUGAAAUGUUGCUUAUUCAUUGUUAUAUUACAUAAUAAAUAGCUUCUAUAAUGAACUGUUAGUGCACAAACUGUAUAAGAAUUAAACACAUAUAUAAACAGCUAAAGCAAUAUGAAACUGAGCUUACUGAUUCGAGGGUGGUUGCCAGAUCUUAUCACAACAAACACCUUUCUCACAAAUAUCACUAAAUCCACUAUGUCAUAUGUGUUUCUGCAACUGCAUGCAGCAAAACAUUUAACAUCAGUACUGUUGUUUUAAAUUUAAAUACAAAGAUUUAUUUCACACAAAGUAUAAGUUUCAGGAAUUGCUUACAAAUAACAAUGUCUCCUUUGUUCGAAUUACACAUGACAUCUAUUACAGUCACUAAAAAUUAUUUUAUAACUGUCAAUACUGACAGUUAAAAACAAUACAAUGUUGAUAUGCUAAAUACAGCUGCAAUUUGUGUGUUACAUACAAACUCAUGAAAGGGUUAUAAUAUUCCCUUCCAUCCAAGAACACACUGAAAAUUGAGUGUCAGCAGCAUAAAAACCUGUGAUGUCUGCAUGCAUUUUUAAGACAAAGAGGAGUACAGAGAAUAUCACAAUACUGAGUGCAUGGUCUGUAACAAUGCUUGUAUUUUCAAACAAGCAUUUUUAAAAGAAUUAAUUGAACCAGGAAGAAAAGAGAAACUACAAUAUUAGAAAUACCUUAUCGACUAGUAAUCAUAUUCAAACUGCACAUUUAAGAUUUUUUAUAAUAGUUACAUCAAAAGGAAAGUGCAUAUUGAUUAUAUGGAGAAUUAUUUUAUCCUAAUACUUUCUUUUGUAUUUUAUGUCAUUACAUCUGAUAGAGUGCACUUUCAUUGUGCACUAAUAUCACCACUAAUUACUAUAAACCUGUACAAGACACUUUUGCAAAAUAUUUAAAUAGUAACUUGAGAGAGACUGUGCAUACCUUCUGCAUGUACAUAAAUAACAUAUGGAUGUUGCACAAAGAAUGUUUAACUGACAUCAGGCUCUCAUGUGCUUCCAGUGUUCUUGAUUAAACCCAAACAUAUUUAGUUUAGUACCAUACUACCUUUGUACAAAUGUAACAAUCUGAAAGUGAAUGAAAACUCAAAUUGUGUAAAGCACUGCACUGCAUGUGGUAAAUAUUAUGUCACUAUCCCUUGCACCAUUAAGCAUGUGCAUGGAAUUUGUUCCCAAAACUGUUUAUUUGUAUAGUAAAUUGUGGCAGUACUGUAAAGCAAUGGUACUUUUGAGUCUUUGUGUUGUUUCCUAAUAUAUCACACAUUUAUAUCUUGCAUUUCAACACCAACUGAAAAUAGUGGUGAUGGUACAAAAGACAAAAUGUGUUCAGAAUAGCAAUACAAACAAUUAAUUAAUUAAUGAAGCCUGUUAUUACCAUCACUACAAUGCAGUUAAGUAAUACUGCAACACACUUUUUUAUAAAGUGUUCCUUACCAAAUCAAAAAAAAUCCACACAGCUUGCAGAUAUAGAUGUGAAAUACAAAUGUAUUCUUGUUAGUUAGUGCCUUUCUAUUAGUAAU